GGCGGCUUCAUCAAGAUGGCGGGGGGGGGGCCGCAGAGGCCGUUUGAAUUCCGAGCCAGCCGCCAAACUCGGACAAUAACAGCUCGGGUCGCCGCCGGGGAAGUCGCAGCAGCUGCUCGCCUGCUCGCCCCUCCUUCCCUCUCUCCCGUGUUUCCAGCUAUGGACUCGCUGCCGGGGGAAGACCCCACUUUGCCGUUGGAGUUCAGCUGCAGUGUGAAUAUGGCCAACCUUCUUGAUGCAUCGGGAGAUGAAGUCCGAAUUCGUCUGGGAGGUGAUGGAGCAUUACCAGAUGUGGCGGAAGACACAGUGUCACCAACUAGAGCACGGACAAUGAAGGACUUUGAAAAUCAAAUAAUUGAGCUCCGAAAAGAGAAUUUCAACCUGAAACUUCGCAUAUAUUACCUGGAAGAGCGCAUGCAGCAGAAAUUUGAUGGUACCAAUGAAGACAUCUACCGAAUUAACAUUGAACUCAAAGUUGAAUUGGAAAGCUUGAAACGAGAACUGCAGGAGCGAGAACGAUUGCUCAUCAAGGCUUCUAAAGCAGUGGAAAGCUUGGCUCAAGGUGGUGAUGCUGAAAUCAAGCGUCUGAAGGAAGAGGCUCAUAAGGAAGUCCAGCAAGUGGAAGAAAGCUUGAAGUGCAAGAUAAGCCACUUAGAGGAGGAUCUUAAGGUAGCGAAGGAAGAAGCAGAGAAGGCCUUUGCAAUGACGGAGCAGGAGAGAGUACUAAGACUUGCAGCCGAACAACAACUUUGUUUGAUUACAAAUAGCCAGUCAAAGGCUCUGGAUGUGAUGACAGCACUUGAAGAAAAGGACAGAUGUAUUGAGCAACUGAGUCUGUCUCUGAAAAAUAAAGAAGCUUUAAUCCAGUGCUUGGAAGCAGCAGAGUCCCGAAAUAGAUCUUCGGAGGAGAGUUUGUCAGAAGAAACAAUCCAAGAUCAUCCUGGUGCUUUAGUGCUUGAGAAAGAGAAGGAGUUGGAGGCGCUUAGAACAGAAUUCUACAAUGCAAAAGAUGACUUGGAAAAAAAGAUCGCGUCACUCCAGAAGGAACUUCAGGAACGAGAGAUGGAGCUUUCUGUCGAAAAGAUAAAUGCUUUGAAACGAGACAAAACUAUCCAGGGAUUAGUCCUUGCUGUAAAAGUGAAAGAAAAGGAGAAUGAAAAACUUUGCUCUGAAAUAGAAGAUUUAAACACAUCAUUGGCUGAGGCCACCCAUAAAAUUCAGAUGCGGACAUUCAAGGGUGUUGAAGAUCCUCAGACUCUCUUGAUGGAAAAAGAAAGUCUCCUGUCGGAUUUGCGUUCUGAAAACCUGACCAAAGAUGUAGAGAACCAUAAUCUUCAAAGGAAAGUUAAGAAGACCGAACAAGAGUUGCAUGAUUUGAAUCUUGAGAAAGAGACAUUAGUAAAGGAACUAGAAGAGGCUCAGCUACAGAAAAGUAGAAGUGACAAAGCCAUUAAUGACCUUAGAAACCAGCUAGAAAAAUUUCACGAUGAAAUGGCUGACAAAGAAAAGGCCCUUGAGCUUCAUUACAGUGUUCUCUUGAGUGAAGGCAAUCAGAAAUUGCAGAGCCAGGAAUUAGUUAUCACACACCUCACAGCCAGCGUUGCUCAGAAGGAUGAGUUACUCCAGAAACUUGAUGGAGUGAUUAAAGAAAAGGCCAUGGAGUUUCAGACUCUUUUAAAAGAUAAAGAGGAUCUUCAGAAGCAGAAUGAAGAUUUAGAAAAGGAGAAGUGUGCUCUCCAGUCACAGCAGCCAGUGAUCCAGAUGAUCCCAGAUUUAGAGAAAACAAAGGAAUCUGAAUUUGCAGGAAUAAUGGAAGGUCUACAGAAAGAGCGUGACAUUUUUUCAGCUCUAAUAAAGUCCCUGCAAGAUACUGAUAGCAUAAAUAACCUUCAAGAAGAGUUGCACAACAUUUCUGUAUUGCGUAAGCAACUAGAAGAUGACAUCUUAGCGAACUGGAAUUUGCGAAUACGGCUGGAAAGUCAAAUCAAAGCUAACAGAAGAGAAGAGGAAACCAUAUCUUCUUUGGGAGAACAGACGUCUUACAUGAGCAUUUGUUUAAGAGACCAGGGUGGUUUGGAGUUGCAGUUGGACCAGCUGUCUCAUGAGGAGCUUAAGAGAAAGGUUGCUGAACUCCUCUCAGUCAUGAAGGAGCUGCAUUUGGCAAAUCAAAACCUUAAAAAAAAUCAACUUGAAAUCUCCACAUUGGAUAUUGUGGCAAAGGAAAGCCAGGAUACUCUACAGAGUGAGUUCCUUGAAAGAACAGAAGAAAGUCAGACUCUGACAGAAGCUUUCAAUGACCAGACAAACAGCCAGAGCGGCCAAUCUACUGAGACGCCCAAUGAGCAGGCAACACCUUCAGAUUAUUCGGAUAUACAGUGUGUGAAUCUAAAUAAGCCUGGGUUUGAACAUGAGCUGGCUGAUGGCAAAUGCUUUGGCAGAAGCACAACAGGGGAAAAAGGCGAAGCUCAAGAGAGUGGUUUGCUCAUGUCUCUUUUAAAUGAAAAUGGAGUGGCACUUCUUGGAUCUAGAGAAGAACAAAUACAAAUUGCAAAUAACCUGUUAGAUCAUCUGAACACAAACGAGCGAGACAGUUCAAGUGGCCAUCUAGAGAAUAAAGAUGAGAAAGAUCUUAAGCAACUGAUUAUUCAGCUAAGAACUGAACUUGAGCAGCAAAGGCAAGCAAAUAAAUUCCUGAAGCUGCAAGUCGAAUCCAAAUCUCCUUUGACUGAGGAAGAAGGGCUUGAUCCCAAAACAAUGCUACAGAUUAAUGCGGAUAUUGGAUCAUCAAAAGUUGAAGUGAAAGCUGUAGCUACUCAAACAGGGACUGUUGAAGGUAACAUCGUGGGACUGAAACAUGAAGGCCAAAUAGCAACCUCUGAAUACAAAGCAGCAUCUUCAAGAUUAAAUAAAGAACCUUGGCGUGAGAGAGCUUCUGCAAAGAGUGAACAGGAAGAGAUCCUUCGGCGUACAAGGAAAAUGAACAAAAGUGAUCCUUGCCAGCCAUUCAAGAAAUCCUGUUUGCCUGUUUUACUGAAAUUAUCCAAGUCAUUAGAAAGCAUCUCCUUAAAGGACCCCAUCAGGAAGCCAGACAUGCAACUUCAACAUCGCAUCUUUACCUUGGAUGAAGAUCUGAAGGAAAGAAUUAUGCAGCCACUUCAUGAUGAAUUGCAGACAAGUGAAGUUGUGAGUGAGAGAUCUGCUCAGGAAGGGAUAUUACUAGGAGCUGAGUCAUUGAUCAGAGUAAAUGGCUCUGAAGUGGAUGUCACCUUGGUCAGUGGUGAAAGCAAAGGUGAAACAGCCAAGGAUUCAAGCAGCAGCCAAGAAACAGAAAUUACCACACCUGAGUCAAAGCUUGCUAUGAAAGAGCUAAAUCAAGAGUUUGCUUUCUCAGAGAAGGAAGAUGUUGAUGCAACUACCACAUACUCAGAUUCUAGGAGCCUGCUUUCACUCAGCUUCAGAAUUAAAAGCCUAGAUGCAUUUGACUAUGAAGCUACUGAUGACGUUGAAGAAUUGAGACAAAGAAUUAAGAUUCUGAAGGCUGAACUGGCAAAGUACAGGAUGCUGAUGAUCUCCUUUGAGCCUGCCAAGCAACUCCCUGCUGGUGAUAUUUUAAGUACAACUCAGAAUGAUGGAGAGCUGCCCACAGACCACCCUUUUCUUCCCAUAAUAGAUGCCAGUAGACCAGAAUUGCAGACAUUCUUUGAUGAGCAUCUGCAAGAUGAGCCUCAAAUCCGCAUCAAGGAUCUCACAUCUCAUGACUUGGAGCAACAAAAUGAAAAAAAACUUCAAAAGCUGAAGGAGCUGCUAUCAGAGAAUGAGAUGGAGUUGGAAAAAGAGCAGAUUGCAAACAUACAUCUUCUGGAUGAGGUGUGCCGUCUGCAAAAUAAACUUAAAGGAGUUUCACUGGCCAGGCAUGAUUCCCCAGUCCACUCUCCAGUACAUGAGCAGUCUUACCAGCGUCAGAAAAUUCAAGAGAUCCACAGCAUCUGUGCAACUUACCGCCAGCACCUGUCCAAUUUGAUCAGAGCUUUUGAGGAGCUCUUGCAGGCCAGCGAAGUGGAUUAUUGUGUUGCAGAGGGCUUUCGCGAACAGCUGAAUCAAAGCGCCCAGCUGUUUGAGAGGCUGGAACAGCAGUGUCUGUAUGGAGAGUCAAUAGAUGAUGAAAUGACUCAACUGUGUGGCCUUGCACGAAGUUUAUCUGACUUUGAGAUGCAACAAAAGCCAUCCUCUUUGGAAUCCCCCAGGCCUGAAAAAGAAGAAACAGAGGGCGAGAGGGAAAACCUGGCAAUCAUGCCAGCCAAAUUCCCCCCAGAGUUGUUGAUGGAGCAUCUCCAAGAAAUACGAAUGUUGAGGCACCAGCUUGAGGAAUCCAUCAGAACCAACGACCGACUAAGGAAGCAACUUGAGCAACAAGUGUCAGACUCUGCUCAGGAGCAAGGUUCUGCAAACAUUUGUAUUCGUGGCUCGGAGCAACAUAAUUCCCUGACUUCUGAAAUUCAUUUCCUGAGGAAGCAAAAUCAGGCUUUGAAUAUGAUGCUGGCAAAAGGAUCUCGAGAGAAACAAAAGGAAAAUGAAAAGUUGAGAGAAUCCCUGUCGAAGAAGCUCCUUGCUGCCGAGCGCCUUCACAAGGACUACGAGCACCUCAAGAAGGAGAAGGAGAAACUGCAGAAGCAGCUUGGGAAGCAAGAGGAAGAAAAUGGGCAUCUGACUCAUGAUAUUUACAGUGUUAGAAACGAACUAAACAGGCUGCAAAUUGAGCUGAACGCCAAACAGCAUCAGCUGUCAGAGAAUGACAAAUUACUACACUCACUACAACUGGAGCUGAAGGUAUAUGAAAAGUUAGAUGAAGCAAUCAGAAGUCAAAAAGAUCUCGCCCGUGACGGAUCGGAUGAAUGCUGGAAAGAUCAAAUCAAUCCACUUGACUUGCAUGAACUAUUGACUGAAAUACAGAACUUCAGAAUGCAGCUUGAAAGGAGCAUCAAGGCAAACAAGAUGUUGCAUGAAAAAUUGGAAGAGCAGCUUUCCAGAGGAAAGAGAGAGGGAGAUAGCUUGGGGUCAACUGUAAAUAUCGGCUGCCUUUUAAAGCAAGAAUUGCAGCAUUUCACUGGGAUAAAUGAUCUUAAAUUUUCUGCUGUGGACAGCAAUGUCAUUGAAUUGCAACGGAUGUAUGGAACCUGCAUAGCGCCACGGAAUGCAGAUACAGAGCUGGCUGUGGAUAAUUCAGACAGUUCCUCCCGAUACAACUCACCAGCAAACCAUUCCAGUGACUCUUGCCUCAUUCCCAGCCAUUGUGUGUGGGCAGACAAAAAUGGCCGGCACAUCCUUGGCUUGAUCGAAGAUUAUAACUCUUUACGGAAGCAAAUCUUGGAAGGGCGGAAAAGGUUGUCUGAGCUGGAACUUCUUCUGAAAGAAGCAGGACUGCAGGAACUGGGAGUGACGGCUCCACAGCUGGCAUCCCUGAGCAGGCUUUCUGCAACCAUUUGUGCGAUCCAGCAUAACCUAGAAGAAGCUGCCCGUUUGUUGAAGCUCCUUUGGAGAGUCUCCCUCCCAAUGAAAGUUGUCCACAAUGUUGGUUACGCGUUUCAGGAUGAACACAUGAAAGCAGAAAUAAACAAGCUCCGUCGGAAACUGGCCGAGCAGGAAAAGAGGCUGCACUGCACAGUCAAAUGCUUACAUGCUACCAACCAGCUGAAAGAAAACAUGGAGAGAGUCAUCAUUGAUCAGUUGGCUUUAACUCAUGAUGUCUUAAGGAAGGCGCGAGGAAACCUUGAAGUUCAGCCAGCUGAAAACAAGACAUCAGCCUCCAGCCUCAGCAGGAAAAGGGUUUUGUGAAGGUUCUGCUUCCCCUAAUAAAGACCAUUUCCCCCCUACUGAGCCUAUUCUUUUGACCUUUUCUUUGCUCUCAAGGCCUUAAUGCUUAGUUUACUUCAAGCAGGUUGUCCUAGCAAGGCUGCCAGGCACCCUUGCUAGAAAAACAAGCCUCAGAAAAACCACUUGCUUUAACAUAUAUAACAAAAUAAAAUAAAAAAUCCUUCCAGUAGCACCUUAGAGACCAACUAAGUUUGUAAUUGAUAUGAGCUUUCGGGUGCAUAUAUCACAAAGUUGGGAUUCAAAUGUUGAUGGUGAUGACAGCAAGAUGAUUAAGGACAUGAUGGUCAAGGACUUCUCUUUUCUUCCUUUCUGGGUCCCUAGCCCCCUUCCAAGCUAUGGUUUUCCCAGUAGUGAUGUUUGGAAGUGAGAGCUGGACCAUAAAGAAGGCUGAUCGUCGAAGAAUUGGUGCUUUUGAAUUAUGGUGCUGGAGAAUACUCUUGAGAGUCCCAUGGACUGCAAGAAGAUCAAACCUAUCCAUUCUGAAGGAAAUCAGCCCUGGGUGCUCACUGGAAGGACAGAUCUUGAAGCUGAGGCUCCAAUACUUUGGCCACCUCAUGAGAAGAGAAGACUCCCUGGAAAAGACCCUGAUGUUGGGAAAGAUUGAGGGCACUAGGAGAAGGGGGCGACAGAGGACAAGAUGGUUGGACAGUGUUCUCAAAGCUACCAACAUGAGUUUGACCAAACUGCGGGAGGCAGUGGAAGACAGGAGUGCCUGGCAUGCUCUGGUCGAUGGGGUCACAAAGAGUCACACACGACUAAACAACAACAACUGCUGGAAAUCUUCCAACUGCUGGAAAUCUUCUCUUCUGUAUGCUUUUUGAAUCAUGGUACGAAAUGACAGGGCAAAAGGUAAACUCAUUGCCACAGCUUCAAGGCAUUGGGAGCAAAAGACUGGGUGGCAGAAAUUUAAUUGUGCCUUGGUGGUUUGCUUGAUGUUUUUGUUUGUUUGUUUGUUUGUUUGGGUUUUUGUUGUUUGUUUGGGUUGGUUGUUUUUUGGGAAUGUGAGAUGCCAUGAAUAAUAAUUAUAUUUUUAAAUGCAUUGUGAUUAUUUGUUUGGAGGAUUUAACUAAAAACAACCUGGUGCACAGCACUAAGCUUCUAAUCUAGAUCAUCACUUCAAUCUGAUAAAAGGUUGGAAUCAAAUGUUCUGUUUUGCAAGACUAACUCCUAGCUGUUCUUUCCCCCCUUUUUGUCACAGAAUGUUACAUCUUUGAAGCAAAGAUCACAUUUUAGCCUAUGGGAAUUGGCCAGCUAAAAGUACCCUUGACCAAACACAUCUAGCACGAAACAAAAAAAUGUGUGUGCUUCCUCUUUGUUUUUGUGCAUCCAUUUUUAAGGUCCUGUUUAUUCACAUGUGGAAUAAGUCCCUCCCCCCUUUUGCUUCACACAAUGUGUGAAAAGCACAAAAGCUACCUCUCCACUUAAGUGAAUGGGGCAAUCUCCCCACUCCCUUUGUGGAUGGCAUAGGUUUGCAUCAGAGCUGCUACUGCUGGAAGAUCAAGGUGAAAAUUGGGUUGCAUACCCUUGCAGUUUGCAGGUGUUGCUUUGCUUAGCUUACCCUUGACUGGAAAAAGUAUAUGCAGCUGUGAGGACUAGGAGGAUCUUCAUAUCAGUAUCUCCUCUGCCCUAAGGACAUUUCCCCCGGGGAACCUAUUCCUGUGGGCUUUAGAUAUCAGCAGGGAUGGCUAACUUGUUGCCCUGCAGGUGUGGUUUGACUCCAGCUCCCAUCAGCCCCAGCCCUCAAGGUACACAGUGAUGGAUGUUGCUCGCAAUCCGACAAUGGAGUGUGCCUCCAUGGUUGAAGUAAAACGGCUGCAUCAGCAGCACUAAGCUAUCCUCCCCAGGGUGCAAGCCUGGACAGUGUGUAUGGAGGUCCUGGGCUGAUCAAAUGAGAAGACCCCCCCCCCCUGGCCUCACUGAUGUCCAAAGGAAAGCAGAGCAAUACGUUUAGCACCAGCUUAGCUGUAGGAGUUGCCAGAAGGAAGCGUACAAAGCACCAUCCAAUCACCUUAGGGACUCCACUCUGGAUUUGUGUAGGGUUUAUUCCUUAGCCUUUUCUUCUCACCUAGGGUUGGAGACCCAUAGGCUACCCUCAGCUGGUUUAGCCGGGCAGUCAAAGCUGUUUCCCAGGGUGUGGCUACUGCUGCAUGCUGACAGCUUCUAGGAGCCACAGGUGACUGCAGGGCAGGGACCAAAGCAUCUUGGAAAGAGCAUGACUGUCCCCCACCAGAGGUACUACCACUCCCCUAACACUGCAUAAAGGGAUGAUGGGAAUUGAACUCCAGUGAGUAUCUGAAGGUCCUCAAUUUAGCUACUGCUGCUCUAAAACAUUCCUUUCUAGGUGUUCCUUUUAGAUAUAUUUUAUAAAAAUAUAUGGAAUGUGGGUUUUUUGUGUGUAUAGAGAGAGUAUUAACUGUAUCUCUGAAAUAUUUGUUGUUUACUGUAGUGUAACGCUGUCUUUGUUACUUGAUUUGCUGUUUUGUAAACUGCCCUGUACUACAUUUUGGGGGGCGGGGGCGGGGGGAGAAACACAGGGUAUGAAUCUGAUAUGUUCCAUGUAGAAAGCAACAGAAUGCUAGACUAGAUGGACUUGUUGGUCAGAUCCAGCAGGGCUGUCCUUAAUGUUAAAAAAUGGACUUUCCAAUACACUUUGCACUAUUUAUCUCUUCUCCCCAAACUGAUUUUUCAAACAGUGUUCUUCGGAGGGUGGGGAAUAGCAACAUCUAGAAUAAAUCUUAGUAAUUUGGCUAUAUUAAAUUGCCAUAUGGCAAUUGAACAUCCCCAUUGCUUGGUACACCUGGAGAGGCUCUGGCAGGGGUCAGCAACAUUUUCCAGCUAUGGGCCAGUCCACCGUCCCUCAGACCAUGUGGUGGGCCGGCUAUAUUUUUUGGGGGGGGGGGGAGAAAUGAAUGAAUUCCUGUGCCCCACAAAUAACCCAGAGAUGCACUUUAAAUAAAAGCACACAAUCUACUCAUGUAAAAACACCAGGCAGGCCCCACAAAUAACCCAGCGAUGCAUUUUAAAUAAAAGGACACAUUCUACUCAUGUAAAAACAUGCUGAUUCCCGGACCCUCCACGGGCAGGAUUGAGAAGGCGAUUGGGCCGCAUCCGGCCCCUGGGCCUUAGGUUGCCUACCCCUGCUCUAUGGAAUAGUGAAGUUUAACACACACAAAAUGCCAGUGAAGCAAAAUGGAUGGGACCUAAGCGUUUAACUGAAGUUAUUUUUCUUUUCAUUACAGUUAUAGAAACUAGUUUAGUUAAUGUUCCAGGUAGGUAGAUAAAUGUCAUAGGGCCUAUCAGCAAGUAAGGAGACCAGAAGGUAUAGAGAAGAUGUGUAUAGAUUGCCUACAAGGAAAGGCCUUUAUGGCUUUUCCAUGUUUCUGAAUCUUGAUGGCAGACUUGAUCCAUUUUUUAAAGCAAACCUUCAGUUUGCGCCACAGAAACCAGAUAUGCAAGAGACAGCUUCCAGUCAUCCAGAAGCCGUUUUCCUUCUCCUGGCAAAACCAGCUCACCACCUGGGUUAGAUUGCUGCUGCCCCUCUGUCUCCCACUAUUCUUCAUCGCUUGGGGGAGGAACCAGUGGCCCUCCAGACAUUAUUAGAUUCCAACACUCUCUAGCCAAUAAGGUGAAGGAUGAUGGGUGUUGUAGUAACAUCUGAAGGACCAGAGCUUCCUUACCCCUUCCUUCAUCAGGCUGUUAUAUAUAGUAUAGCACACAAAACCAUCUUUGUUUUUCAAUAAAAUGAUGUUGAGGAUUUAUGUUCAGGCUGAGUUUUGUGAUAUUAGGUACAGGAAACAAAACAUGAUGAAGUUGAAAAAAUGUUUCUGAUCUAAGUUUAUUAAUUCAAUAAAUUGAUUUCUUAUUUUAAAAACCCAUGUCUAUGUGGUUUCCCCCUGAAUCUCCCUCUUCUGACUACAAAUCCCUCCCUCAAGCUUCCAUUUCCCAUCUUGCCUUCGCCUCAUUGUAGCACCUCCUUUCAUUUGAUCUGUGACCCCAAAAAAUAAAUAAAUAGAAAUCAGUCCUCAGUAUCCCUAAAUUUUAAGUUUCACAACUGUAGUAGUCUGACACAAUUGGCAGUUGUAUGUUAUUCUCUCUUUGGGUUUUUUAAAUUUCGCCAUCUGGAAUGAACAGACAUUGGGGUUAUGUCAUCUCUUUGGGAUUGAGGGUGCAAGAGCUAAUUGCUAAAAGCUCCUUUGUGUCCAAGGGAAAGUUGGACAAGGAAUUAGGUUCUCCAGGCCUUCUGAGAGUUCUUCAAAGAUAGUCCCACACAUUGCAGUAGCCAAGACUAGAUGUUACUAGGGCAGGGGUAGGGAACAUUUUUCAGCCGAAAGCCUGCAUUCCUUCAGGGGCAACCUUUUGGAGGCAACCAGUUUUAAGGGAAUGACCUUUGUCCACUUUGGAACUAAGUAUAGGGAACCAGCCCUUUGCUGGUGUAGUGAUAGAAACAAAGGGUCCUUUAAGGCCAUGUAAUCUGACCCCGCUUUUUUCAAGAAAUCCAGAGUUACAUUCAAGCUUCUUUCAGUUAUUUCAAUGCAGAGGAGACAUCACAAAAUCUUCAUGCUUUGGGUGAAAGCAAACGUGUGUGUUUUAAUUUUUAAAAGGCAAAAAUGAGGUUUAAUUUUAGACAUAAGCUAAUCAAAGGGAAAAGGUAAUCCACAGUACAUUCCACAUUCCUCACAAUUGUCUUCCCAUUACACAAGCAACAUUGAGUUAAUUUUACUAAGUAGCUAAAUUAUAGACACUCAGAGAUAAUCAAAAAUGAUGUAAAUUCCAACUUUCAGAAGUAAUCAUACUGUGUGUUUUUUUUUGAAAGGGGGAGUUCACAACACCUGAAAGAAACAGCUGCAUAACUAUAUAUAGCAUGCCUAUCUCAGGCAGUUGCUUCUGCAUCCUUUAUUCACACCAUCUGCACAUCACUCACUAUGACUUUUUUUCUUUAAGACCCAGCGCUCAUUUCUGUUAAGACCGAAACUCUUGCAAUGCCCUGGGCUUCUUGCCCCCCAGCAAAAAGAUGCAUCAUCUCCAUAUCCCUCACAGCCUAACCUGGAUGAAGUUGAGAGGGCCAGAAAUGGUCCAGUACUGCAAUUGGGUCAGCUGGAGACAGUGAGGGUGUGAGAGAGUAGCUGGGCUCGAGGUUUUUCAUUUUCAAAGGGAACAAAGUAAAUCCUUUAAUUAACCAAACCUUUUUAGAAAUGCACACAACGUAUCAGGAAAAGCACCUUGCAGAUUGAAAAGCUGGUAUGAAAAGCCCUCCCUGCAAAACUUUGAUCUAAUUAGUUCAGAGUUCUUUAAAAAGAGAAAGAGAGCACUAGGCAAAUAUGUGUGCUUUGAGAAGAGCAACAUAUGUUUAACGAGCAGUAACCUAGAAAUAUUUGAUGUCUAGAGAACACCUUGAGCUGUAUCCAGUGCUGCUACUUCCUGCUCGGAAUACAUGCUCUGAAAUUAACAGACACGGCUAACUCGCAUUCAUUUAUUUCAAUGGGUCUACUCCAAGUAGGACCAACACUGGAUACGAUCCAGUAAUAGAACUAUAUGGAGUGGGUCUACGGAACCUGCAGCUCUACAGAGAUUGUUGAACUGCAAAUCCCAUCAUCCCUGACCAUGGGGCUAUGCUGGCUUGGCUGGAUGAGGGCUGAAGGCCCAAUACCAUCUAGAGGGCCACCAAUUCCCUAUUCCCAAUUAUUGGUUCAAGCCUGGAACUGGAAACUAAUCCACACUUGAAGGUCUCGCUGGGGAGCCUGAAACCACAAAUUGUUCUCAGAACUGGCACUGUGCCCCCUUUUAACAUGCCAUCAAUAUGCAGCAGUUUUGCUCACAGGGAAAUUUCCUUCUAAGCCAACUUAAAAGGAUGGUUUCAAAACCCUUCAAACAAGCCUUCCCCAACCUUCCCUCCAGCUGAAUUCUGGAGACUUGAAGGGCCAGUGGUGGUAAUGGUAGAACAGACUUUCCUGAAGGUCAAGAGUGGGAGAGGUAAGCCUUCAAGUCAGGAAAGGGAAUUAGUUUCCUUAGCAUUAGGAGGUGGCCCAGAGGCCUUUUUUUGUCUUCUGUCAUUGUUGUGCCAAGUGACAUUUAAAUGCAGAUUCUGUCAUGUGCCUUAAAAGCACGUUAGGAAAUGUUCCUGGGAAUGGUGCUUUAUCAGUCUUCCCCAACCUGGGGCCUUCUGGAUAUUGUUGGACUACAACCCCCAUCAUCCAUAACCAUUUGCCACUCUAGGUAUGGGAGUAUGCAAACACCUGGAGGGUGGCAGGUUGCCCUAAACCUAGGAUGGGGAUAUGGAUCUGGCCAGAGAGCUGCAUCCUUACCUCCCCCACCUGUCAUGGGCCAGGUUUGACAGGUGGGCAGAGCCACCAACAUCUCAGUCACCCAACAUCACAAUGUCAGGUGACCUUUUUUGCCCACAGGGGUCUACAGUAGCCCCUUUCAAAGCACUGUAUUGAGAAAUGGUUUGAAAGGGGCUCUUUGAGAUCUAGCGAUCAGUCUGCAAAGCCAACUUUCAGCCUGCAGAGCUUUUUCACCUGCCCCAGACCUGAUGCCACACUUGGCAUUUGCUAGGUGGGCAUGGCAUGGCUGAAAUGAUACUGCAGAACAAAUAGGAAGCCUGAGGGUCAGAGGCUCCCUGCUGUGAGCAGUCUUAUUCCUAGGGACCUCCAGGAUUGUCUGUUGCCAUAUGUACCUACCUGGGCUUUUAAGACCUGCUUCAAAGGCCUCUGCUCCCUGGCAUUGUCACCUUCAGCAAUCAAUCAGAUGAGACGGAGGACCUUCUUGAUAGUGGCACCAAGGUUCUGAGAUGCUCUGUCUGUAGAAGUUCCCCAGACUGUGUUCCCAUAAAUUCCUCCACUUUUCUUAUGACCACCAGCCCCACCCUGUUUAAUCUCAACAUAAAUAAUGCAGUUCAGGAACUUCCGUCUCUCUCCCAGCCCCCCAGGACCUAGCCCUCAACUGCCAAUCAAUAAAUUCUAGUAGUGCUUUAUCUUCUUCUUUGGCGAUCACUCGUAACUGAGUAAGAUUUGUCUUCCAUAAACACGGUUUUAACAAUGAGUCCAUAACUUACUGUGGAGGCCAAUUCUGGAUCCACAUGUCCUUCCACAGUGGGGACAUUGGUUUCCAGGCAGGAGUAGAUCACGGUGUGGAUUUGCCAAGUGUGCCUUCCUCUUAGCACAUUUCUCCCUUGCGUCCUGAGUUCGAGUGUCUUCAAAGCUCAUGGCACUUUUGGUAAAAGCUGUUCUCCAAUUGGAGCGCUCGCAGGCAAGUGUUUCCCAAUUCUUAGUGUUUAUACUUCAUUUUUUAAGAUUUGCCUUGAGACAGUCUUUAAACCUCUUUUGUUGACCACCAGCAUUAUGCUUUCCAUUUUUAAGUUUGGAAGUUUUGCUUUGGAAGACGAUAACCAGGCAUCCGCACAACAUGACCAGUCUAACAAAGUUGAUGUUGAAGAAUCAUUGCUUCAACACUGGUGAACUUUGCUUCUUCCAGUACACUGGUAUUAGUUCACCAGUCUUCCCAAGUGAUGUUAUAUGAUGCAGGAACUUGGGGUAGAUCUAGUAGAAACAGAUUUUAUAUAAUCCAAAAUAUGUUCCAGUGCAUAUUAUUUGCAGCUCCACUGAGAACACCUAAUGCAAUACUUUAGAACUGGUAUAGGCAUCCCUUCUUUAAAUGCACACAUUCAUAAAUCCACAGUUCUAUAUGGGGACCGGGGGAUCUUAGCCUAAUGUCAGGCCACCAUUUAGCAAAACUGGUGGGAGGUUUCUUUUUUUUUAAGAAGUGAAGAACUGAGGCAGCUGACCACAACUAGGGCCCAGCGGGAUAUGUCAUCUUUUCGUAGGGCCUGCAAGACGGAGCUGUUCCGCUUGGCCUUUGGACUGACUCAGUCUGACCCUGGUGUUACCCUCCCCUAAGGCUUUAUCGUACAGAUAUUUAAAUGAGGUUGCACUUGUAGAUUCCUAAUUUUAAAAUUGAAUUUUAACAUUGUAUUUAAUCUGCAUUUUAAUUGAAUUGUUUCUUUUAUGCUUGCUUUGAUAUUCUUGUUGUUAGCUGCCCUGA
Zootoca vivipara (common lizard) is the source of this 13908-nucleotide messenger RNA. RefSeq names its product CDK5 regulatory subunit associated protein 2 (gene CDK5RAP2). Gene Ontology annotation, cellular component: mitotic spindle pole; pericentriolar material; microtubule organizing center. Gene Ontology annotation, biological process: regulation of mitotic cell cycle spindle assembly checkpoint; establishment of mitotic spindle orientation; microtubule bundle formation. NCBI's taxonomy places the organism in Eukaryota, Metazoa, Chordata, Lepidosauria, Squamata, Lacertidae. The record is from RefSeq and is a predicted model, not a curated record. Gene Ontology annotation, molecular function: gamma-tubulin binding; microtubule binding.